AUGACGCGGACACCGUGGAUUGGCGGCAACUGGAAGUCCAACGGCUCCGUCGCCUCCAUUUGCAAUCUUUCAAAAGAACUCAACGAGGCAAACUUCGACCCAAACCAGACCCAGGUCGUCCUCUUCCCCACAGCACUGCACAUUCCACUGGCCCGCGAAAAGCUGAAAAAUGAAUUUCAGAUUGGCUGCCAAAACAUCUCCAGGACGGGCUCAGGAGCUUACACAGGCGAAAUCACAGCGGAGAUGGUUGCGGAUAUGGGAAUGAAGUGGGUGAUGGUGGGCCACAGCGAGAGGCGCCAGUACUAUGGAGAAACGGAUGAAGUCGUAGCAGAGAAAGUUGCAAUGGCACUGAAGCAAGAAGGCCUUUAUGUAGUGAUUUGCAUUGGUGAGAAGCUCGAGGAACGCGAAAGCAACAAAACCAUGGACGUAUGCAGAACGCAGCUGGACGCGGUGAUCCCCAAAAUCACAGAUUGGAAUAAAGUGGUCAUCGCCUACGAACCCGUAUGGGCUAUCGGCACAGGCAAAGUCGCUACACCUGAACAGGCACAGGAGGUUCACCAGGAACUCCGCAAGUUUAUCUCUGAGCGCGUGGGGAAAGAGGUUGCAGCCUCGUUGCGUAUUGUGUACGGGGGCUCCGUGAGUGACUCGAAUUGCGUUUCUUUGAUUAAGUGCGAAGAUGUUGACGGUUUCCUUGUGGGCGGUGCAUCUCUGAAGAAAGCCUUUGUAGACAUCAUCGACGCCCCCAAGAAAGCAUGA
This is a messenger RNA of Eimeria mitis, 756 nucleotides long. RefSeq names its product triosephosphate isomerase, putative. The record is from RefSeq and is a predicted model, not a curated record. Gene Ontology annotation, molecular function: triose-phosphate isomerase activity. The coding region runs from base 1 to 756 and encodes 251 amino acids. The transcript has 5 exons. Gene Ontology annotation, biological process: gluconeogenesis; glycolytic process; glyceraldehyde-3-phosphate biosynthetic process. NCBI's taxonomy places the organism in Eukaryota, Apicomplexa, Conoidasida, Eucoccidiorida, Eimeriidae. Gene Ontology annotation, cellular component: cytosol.